AUGUCAUACCAAACUUCCGGUAUAGCCUCCUCCUCCUUUUCCUCCGUCCCUGCAUUUUGUCCCUCUCCUUGGCCCAGGACAUCAUCCGAAAAAUCCCGGGACCCCUCACCCACACUCUUCUCUUCCUCCUCCUUACCCCCUCCGCCCAAGGAGGACAUCGUUCCGGGGACCGAGAUAUUCUGGGUGGUCCUUCAAAUCGAAGGGAUUUGUCCUCCUGUGGCCAAGCGGAUGCUUGAGCGGGAUCCGAGCCUCAUCGGCUCGAUGAUGUCUUCGGCCAAGUUCCGAAAGAUCUUUUUUCCGGCGUUGGACCAGAUGAUGGAGGACUUGGAGUGUAAGGAGGUGUGGGAUCUGGUCAUCCUCUUGUACGGGGAUGAGGAGAGCAGUGAUGGAAAGCUGUGGACAGAUGAGGAGGUCCAAAAUUGGCUUGAGAGGGAUUAG
Tremella mesenterica DSM 1558 is the source of this 438-nucleotide messenger RNA. RefSeq lists its product as uncharacterized. The transcript is spliced from 2 exons. The coding region runs from base 1 to 438 and encodes 145 amino acids. Lineage: Eukaryota; Fungi; Basidiomycota; Tremellomycetes; Tremellales; Tremellaceae. The record is from RefSeq and is a predicted model, not a curated record.